Molecule: messenger RNA, 1131 nt
Organism: Salvia hispanica
Lineage: Eukaryota; Viridiplantae; Streptophyta; Magnoliopsida; Lamiales; Lamiaceae
Product: putative disease resistance protein At5g45490
Molecular function (GO): ADP binding
Source: RefSeq, a predicted model, not a curated record
AUGGAUGACAUCGUAGAGAAGUUUCUGGAGGAGAAACUAAAAAAAGAAAUCGAUGCUGCCCAAGCUGCUGCUGCUAAGUUGGGUCCUGGCUUGAAAACCAACUGCACCAAGUUGAGCUCCAUUCUCCGCGAUUGCGAAGAUUUGUUGAACAAGGUAAAGGAGAAGAAGGGCACGGGAAGAGACAAGCUCUACAAUCUCCUCAACGUUAUCACAGAGUGGCGCGACCUCUCCACCCAAACCAACUGCCCCACAGCAACCUGCUCCAUUAACACGCUUUCCACCUAUGUGAAGCAGCUCAAGAAAGAUCUCGAAGACGAACCCGCCCCCACCAAGCAACAACUCCAAACACCGCCCAAGCCGGAGCUCUACCGCUGGAGCUGCCACGCACAGAGCCUCGCCACCAUCCACGGCUUCGCCGACCGCCUCAAGAUCAUGCAGCGCCUCCUGCUCAAACCGACCCCGAAGCCAAUCGGGAUCGUCGGCGUGGCCGGCGUUGGCAAAACAGCGCUUUGCCAGCUGGCCUACAACCACGCUCCAGUGAAGGACCACUUCCCCCUCAGGCUCUGGCUCUGCUUGUCCAACAACCAGGACGGGGCGCGCGAUCGCAAGGACUACCUCAAGAUGAUGAUGAGCUGCCUCGGAUACGAGGAUCAGGUCAUCCAGGAGAUUGGCGACGACGCGAAGCGGCUCCAGGUGGCGCUGCAGCGCCACCUGAGCCGCGGGAGAUACUUGGUGGUCCUGGACGAUGUGUGGAUAGAGAAGGAGAAGGAGGCGUUUGUGAUGGAUGAAGAGGUUCGUAAGCUGUUCGAUUUCUUGAAUCAGCCGCUGGGGAUGCUCGUCAUCACGAGCAGGUCGGCGGAGCUGGAGGAGAUGCUUGGCAGGGACAAUAUCGACGUGCACAAGCUGUUGCCUCUCGGGGAUCGCGACAGCUGCUUGGACAUUUUCAAUGAUGCGUGGGAAAAGAGAACCGAAUUGACUAAAGAUGAGAAGAAUGGCAUCGUGAAAAAGUGUGGUGGCCUGCCAUUGAUGGCCAAGAUGCUGGGGGAAAUUGGUCCACCUCCACCUCCACCUCCACCGCCAAUCGCGGAACCCUCAAUAUUAAUCGUAAAAAGUACUAAUAAUACUCAAUAA